Molecule: messenger RNA, 2478 nt
Organism: Cherax quadricarinatus
Lineage: Eukaryota; Metazoa; Arthropoda; Malacostraca; Decapoda; Parastacidae
Product: heparan sulfate 2-O-sulfotransferase 1
Cellular component (GO): membrane
Molecular function (GO): heparan sulfate 2-sulfotransferase activity
Source: RefSeq, a predicted model, not a curated record
CCCCAGGGUAGUCUUGCCAAGUGUCGCAAUGUUUUGAAAGACAAGUGGGUGAGCCCGCAAGCUAAUUUGCGGUCAUAACCCCUAUUUUGAGCAUGAACAGCUCUCGAAUGAAGAGUUCACGUGUGGUCGUGCUUUUGAUGGUGGGUGUGAGUGCAGUGGUAAUGCUGUUGUAUCUUCACUUAGCAACAGAAGUCGCACACCUUCGAAAUACCAUACACUCUCAUUCUUCCUUGAGUUACCAGGAAGGUAUUCCAUCAUUAGGCAGCCGUGUGAUAGAUCCUGACAGCUUAGUGAUCAUAUAUAAUAGAGUUCCAAAGACUGGAUCCACUUCCUUCAUUGGGCUAGCUUAUGACCUUUGUUCCAAAAAUAAAUUUAAUGUAAUUCACAUGAAUACAACCCGGAACACUCCAACACUGUCUCUAACAGAUCAGAUGCGGUUUGUGUACAAUGUAUCCAACUGGGUGGAAAAAAAGCCGGGAAUUUAUCAUGGACAUCUUGCCUAUCUUGAUUUUAACAGGUUUGGUGUCAACCAGCAACCAAUCUAUAUUAAUAUAUUACGAAAGCCAUUGGAGCGUCUCGUGUCUUAUUAUUAUUUUGUCCGUUAUGGCGAUGAUCUUCGGCCUUAUCAUGUUCGAAGAAGAAUGGGAGAUAAAAUGACUUUGGAUGAGUGUGUAGCCAUCGAACAUCCGGACUGCUCUACAACUCAUCUGUGGGUGCAAGUUCCCUUCUUUUGUGGUCACCAUGCUGAGUGCUGGGUUCCAGGAUCUGGCUGGGCUCUUGAUCAAGCCAAGAAUAACCUACUUCACAGUUAUUUUCUGGUUGGGGUUACUGAGGAAAUUGCAGAUUUUGUAGCCAUGCUCGAAUACUCACUGCCACGAUUUUUCAGAGGUGCUUACGACCUCUAUCUCUCAGGUUCCAAGUCUCAUCUAAGAAAAACUGUUAAGAAAAUCCAACCUUCUGAAGAAACUAUAGCAAAACUUCAAAAUACUAAGGUUUGGAGGUUGGAAAAUGAAUUUUACAACUUCGCAUUAGAUCAUUUCCAUUUUUUACGGAAGAAGACACUAAUAGAGACUGAAGGUACUGGACGUUUGAUGGACAGAGGACAGAAGUUUGCGUAUGAGAAAAUUAAACCCAGAAAAAGCUAGGGUACAUUAUAAGGUAAAAUUUUACUAAUGAAGCAUUUAAGGUAAUUGUUUUCAGUCUUUUUCUUUGUAAUCAACCAAUAAUUACAUGCAAUACACUGAAGUGCCUAUAUCAUUAUUUAAUAACAGUUCAGACCUUUAUUUUUUCAUUAGCUACAGUGUGAGAAGCAAGUUCUUGUGUAUAGUACUGUAUAGUACUUUACAGCAGUCUUGCACUUAAUAUUGAGACAGUACAAUGAUGAUAUGCAUGUUGUCUCAAUAUUAAUUUUGUCUUUCCUCUUUCUUGAGCUAAGCUAUUCUCAGGAUUUUGAUAUUGUCUCAAUAAUAUUUUUUGUCUUUCCUCUUUCUUGAGCAAAGUUUUUCUCAGAGUUUUAUUAUAAUAUUUUGACAAGUAUUAUUUUUGUAUGUUUUCUAUUGAGUAUAAUAUAUUUUGGAGGUGCAGUAAAGAUUUAUUUUCUUCAUAUACUGCUUACUAUUUUUCAGGCAUGAUUCCAUAUAUAACCUUUAUUUCCACAUUCAGUUGCACCAAGUGCAAACAUAUAUGUAAAUAAAAUAGCACUGUAAUAAUUUCUGUUUAUUUAUUAAAUGUUUUAAAGUUGUUGAAGAAUUGCUGAUUGUCUCUUUGAUAGGAUAUCAGUAUAUAUGCAUUAUAUAUAUUGUUUGACUUCUUUGUAUCCACAGAUAAGAAUGUAAAACUGGUAUGAUAGUAUUAUGUAGGAUUUUGCACAGUUUCUGCACAGUUGAGAAUUAUAGUAUUAUAUAGUAUUUUGCACAGUUUGUAUAGUUGGGUAAUACUGGGACAUUUUUAUAUAUUGCACAUGAGUUAUUAGUAAAAUAUUUGUGAUGGUGUGCUUCAAUGCUAUGUAUCUUUAAGAAGGUCAGUUUGUGAGCAAGAAGUUAUCCAAUGCAAAUUUUAUAUUAUCUGUUUUAUAUUCCAAAUAUUCUUGGAAAGAAUUUCCCAGUUCCUUUGCUAUGCAUAUAAUACCUUUAAGUGUUUAUGCUUAUAUCAUGGUCUAUAACAGAAGUCACCAGCCUGCAAUCCUUGGGCUACAUGCAGACCUUUAACAGAUUUUGCAUGACUCAAAAUGUUUCAGAUUUAACUGAUCUGUAGACUGCACUACAAGGUUAAUUUUGAAUCAGGAUUUAUAUCCAAAGAUCAGGAUUGUCAGUAAUUAAGUUUGUAUUUAUAUUUAUUAGAAUACUGACUAUAUUAAAAUUGUGAUUAGUUUUCACUCUGCAUCACUUUGUUUUUGAAGUAUGAGACCUUUAGAAAUUAUUAUGACCCAGUUGAACAAAAGAAGGUUGGUGACCCCUAACCCUUUUAAUUUGACUAAUU